Acanthochromis polyacanthus (spiny chromis) is the source of this 1478-nucleotide messenger RNA. Its product is annotated as THAP domain-containing protein 6-like. The record is from RefSeq and is a predicted model, not a curated record. Bases 94 to 663 code for a protein of 189 amino acids. The transcript is spliced from 5 exons. Lineage: Eukaryota; Metazoa; Chordata; Actinopteri; Pomacentridae.
AAGAAAUUCGGCCGCCAAAAAAAGAGAGAAAGAAAUACGGCCGCCAUCUUGGACUGGUCAUCGUACUUACAGUUAAGCCGCAGAAAGAAGAAGAUGCCAGAGCACUGUGCCGCAUAUUCAUGUUCAAAUCGGCGGACCGUCGAAACCAGGGCACGAGGGAUUACUUUUCACAAGUUUCCCAAAGACAAAGCUAUGAGGAAGAAGUGGGAGGUGGCUUUGAGGAGGGAAGGAUUCACUGCAAGUGAUUCUUCAGUGCUUUGCUGUGGACAUUUUAAGCAGGGCGAUUUUGAUAUGACAGGUCAGAUUGUCCGACUCAGAGAUGGUGUUAUUCCAUCCAUCUUCAGCUUCCCAGCUCACCUCCAAAAACCGGUAAAGAGCAGGAGUACAAUUACCUCCAGAAGAGCUGAAGAGAGCCUGUCCGUGGCCUCUCAGGAUGAUCCAAAAACUGGAACCUCAAACCCACAACCUCAACCUAAUGAUGAUCAUGGCUAUGCUUUGCCUGCUUCUCCUACCGCUCUUAAGAUCAGACUCAAUGAAGCCCUAGCAAGAGUGGAAAGUCUGGAGCGAGAGAAGAAAAACGCCAUGGCCAGAGAAAAGAGGGCAAAGACCACAGUAGAGAGUCUUUUGGGGGAUUUGAUGGAAAAAAGUAAAAAGGAUUUGUAGUCCGGCAGACUCUACGAAAGCUGUCCUGUGAUGUGUGCUGUGCAAGCUUGGUCAGAGAUGAUGUACCAUCAUCAUUUGACGAGAGCUACCAUCUUCUAGCUCUGGAAAACAAUGGCGGCCUACUGAUUCCAUCACAAGGCACAGUGAAGGUGCUGAGAGUUGCAGAGAAGGUGAUUCACCAGGCUUCAACAAAGCAAGCUCCAAAGGUGUCAACAGUCACACACAUCGUCCGGGAGGAGAUUGGAAUGGAGGAUGUUUUUCUGCUUGGGGAACACAUUGAAGAAGCACAGUUUGGUAUCGACAACCAUCAUUCCAGCUUGUUGUCCUUGGUUGUGUCUGUGUUUCUCAAGAUAAGGCUGCACCAUAUUGCCAAACUUGCCUCUCUUGACCUGCAGAAAGGGAGCACGAGAAAGAAGCUCUGCAAAACAGUCCUCUUUCAGGGAUUUUAGCUGUAAAAUAUUCAUGAGCAAGUUUGUACAUGUGUGAAUAUGGUUUGGGGCAGGGAUGUCAUGUUCUUGUUUUAACUUGAGAAUUUACAUGUACAUUACAUUUUAUUCUCUCUGCUUUGCACAGCCUUGGAACUCUGGCUCUCUGACCUGAUAUGAAGUAUAUUAAUACUCUAUGUGAUUUAUAUAUAUAUAUAUUUAUUAUCAUUUUCUGAUCUAUAACUUUUUUAAUAUAUAUGUAUGAAUUAUAUUGAUACUCUGAUUUAUAUAAUAAUUUUCUCUGAUGUAUUGAUUAUAUUGAUACUCCAUGUAUCAGAAUAUUCUAUUACUCUUAAUGCAGCUGUGAAUAUUAAAAUACACCGAACCUUU